AUGCAUGAAUUUUAUUACAAUCUCAAACAAAGAAACAAAGAGUUCCCUCUUCCUCCUGGUGAUUUGGGAUGGCCAUUCAUUGGCAAUACGCUGGCCUUUCUUAAACACUUCUCAUCUGGACAUCCUGAUUCAUUCAUCAGUAACAUCGUUUCCAAAUAUGGACGAAAUGGUAUCUAUAAGACUCAUUUGUUUGGAAACCCUAGCGUUAUAGUUUGUGAGGGUGAAAUGUGUAAACGGAUGUUGACAGAUGAUGAGACAUUUAAAAUCGGUUAUCCAAAAUCCACUAUAGAAGUAGUGAGAUGUAAAUGUAUUUGGAGUUUCUCUAAAGAAGAACACAGACGUUUUAGGCGCUUAAUCUCGUCUCUUACAAUGGGACAUAAUACAUUAGAAACAUAUUUAACACGCAUCGAGGACAAUGUGAUAAAUUCUUUGGAGGAACUUUCUAGUAUGAACCACCCGGUUGAGUUUUUGAAAGAGACGAAAAAUAUUUCCUUUAAUAUUAUCAUUGAUAUUUUGUUAGGCUCUUACAAUCAACAUAUCAUAAACAAAAUCGGAAAUUCUUUCACUGAAAUGUAUAGUGCUUUGUUCUCUAUGCCCAUUAAUCUUCCUGGUUUUGCUUUUCGCAAAGGACUCAUGGCACGUGAGAAGCUGGGGAAAUUAGUUAAACCUAUUGUGGAAGAAAGGAGAUUGAUGAUAAAAAAUGGUGAAAGAAAAGAUCUACUUGAUGUUCUUUUGCAAGCAAAAGAUGAAGAUGGUUGGAAACCUGAGGAUGAGGAUAUUAUUGACAUAUUGAUAGGAAUUGUACUUGCUGGCCACGAAGCUACAGCUAGUGGUAUGAUGUGGUCAAUGAUAUAUCUUACACAAAAUCCACAUACUUUGGAAAAGGCCAAGAAGGAGCAGGAGGAAAUCAUGAAGACGAGACUGCCCACGCAGAAACAUUUAAGUCUUAAAUAUAUCAAGAAAAUGAACUAUCUUUCUCAAGUAAUCAACGAAAUGAUGCGCCUUACAAGUAUGAACUUUGCAAUUUUUCGAGAGGCAACAAUUGACGUUAACAUCAAUGGUUAUACUAUACCGAAAGGAUGGAAAGUGUUAACUUGGAUAAGAGCGAUACAUAUGGAUCCUACAUAUUAUCCAAAUCCAAAUGAAUUCAAUCCAUCUAGAUGGGAUGAUCACAAUAAAGUUGGAAGCUUCUUUCCUUUUGGAGCUGGAAGUAGAUAUUGUCCUGGAAGUGAUUUGGCUAAAAUUGAAAUUUCUAUAUUUCUACAUUAUUUCCUUCUUAAUUAUAAGCUUGAGCUAGUGAAUCCAAAAUGUCCUAUUACUAGUUUACCUUCACCCAAGCCCACAGAUAAUUGCCUUGCUAAGGUGAUAAAGAAUUCAAAUAUUGCAUAA
Messenger RNA from Vicia faba (fava bean), 1389 nucleotides. Lineage: Eukaryota; Viridiplantae; Streptophyta; Magnoliopsida; Fabales; Fabaceae. The record is from the annotation of a GenBank genome assembly.